Molecule: messenger RNA, 663 nt
Organism: Ipomoea triloba (trilobed morning glory)
Lineage: Eukaryota; Viridiplantae; Streptophyta; Magnoliopsida; Solanales; Convolvulaceae
Exons: 1
Coding region: 1-663 (220 amino acids)
Source: RefSeq, a predicted model, not a curated record
AUGGAGAGAGAUCAGAUAUGGCCGUUAGCUUCGGGGUCUGACCGUCCAAGCAGCGACGACGAAGAAUCGCAUUCAAACACAAAGGAGAUCCAUCGGAAACGGCUCAUAAGAAAGUGCUGCGGUUGCGCCGCCGCUGUGCUCCUCGUCGCGGCCGCUCUAAUCGUCACCCUCGCCUUCACGGUUUUCAAAGUAAAGAACCCCGUUAUCACGCUCAACGGCGUGAACAUCGAAAAGUUGGAGUUCCUCAACGGCACGUCAAUGCCUAAGCCCGGUUCUAAUAUGACACUAAGGGCCGACAUUUCCGUUAAGAAUCUGAACUACGCAUCGAUGGAGUACGGCAACACGAGCAGCAGCCUGUUGUACCACGGCACGGUGGUUGGCGAGGCGAGGGGUCCGCCGGGGACCACGAGAGCGCGGCGAACGGCGCGGAUGAACAUUACAGUGGAUAUCAUGACGGACCGGAUCGUGUCUCAGCCGAGCUUAAGUGGGGAUAUGAGUAAGGGAAUGCUCACCAUAAAUAGUUACACCAGAGUGGAAGGGAAAGUGAAGUUUUUGAAAGUGAUAGAGAAGCAUUUGGUGGUGAAGAUGAAUUGCAGUGUGAGUUUGAAUGUGAGUAGCAGACAAAUUCAGCAUCAGGAAUGCCAGCGCCGAGUCCAGCUCUAG